AUGCCGCUCCCAGCCAAGAAGGCCGCCGACGAGGUUUGCGGUGGUUGCGCUCAUCUGUUGCUGCGGCGAAUAGUCGCUGAUGAGCUUGUGAACUUGGUAACGGCGGGCGCGCAGGUCAGCGGCGUAAUGUCGGCGUUGGCAAGUCUGUCGAGAUAUGGCGUAGAAGAUCGGAGUUUCGUGAGUGUUCUGGUCGAAGUCACGGUUCAAGGUGGAAGCCGGAGCUCAGGCCAACCGCGCCAGGCACCCUUGCAUGUGAGCUCGACUUCACACAUUCCUGCGCUGGAACCCGACGCUGAAAUCACGUCUUACGCCGACUCACCAGAGACACUGAAUUUAUUUGGAAAGUGGCAAUUUACUAUGGUGAAAGAAUCCAGGCAUGAUUCAGGUGGCGCACUGCCUUUCCCCAACUUCACGUCGCUUCCUCCCACUUCAUUCGCCUCCACAUCCUUUAAACCCUGGAUAGGAGAUUCGUCCAAUAGGGAAUCGUGUUGGAAGGGACCAUACGUGGAAAUACCUGCACGGGCCGAUGGACUAAACAAGAACGAUAAACCACUCGUACUAUUAUUAUGCGCCCACUACUGGAGGCUGUCCAACCCAACAAUAACGACGAUCCAAGAUCCGCUCGCUGAGAUGCAGCCGCGGAGCCCAAGGCGCAUAUCAACGCCCUGCAUCAGCUAUAGAUUGCCGGCCGGUCGUGAUCUGACCUCGACUCAGCAUGAGGAAAAAGACAUUUAG
Messenger RNA from Pseudocercospora fijiensis CIRAD86, 735 nucleotides. RefSeq lists its product as uncharacterized. Bases 1 to 735 code for a protein of 244 amino acids. Lineage: Eukaryota; Fungi; Ascomycota; Dothideomycetes; Mycosphaerellales; Mycosphaerellaceae. The record is from RefSeq and is a predicted model, not a curated record. The transcript has 6 exons.